This is a messenger RNA of Verruconis gallopava, 1499 nucleotides long. RefSeq lists its product as uncharacterized. The transcript has a single exon. Bases 64 to 636 code for a protein of 190 amino acids. Lineage: Eukaryota; Fungi; Ascomycota; Dothideomycetes; Venturiales; Sympoventuriaceae. Gene Ontology annotation, molecular function: RNA binding. Gene Ontology annotation, biological process: RNA processing. The record is from RefSeq and is a predicted model, not a curated record. Gene Ontology annotation, cellular component: nuclear exosome (RNase complex); cytoplasm.
CUUCUUCAAUCUUGGGGAAUCGACGCCAGCCCUCGCACACACUGUUCACGUCCCGCACUCAACAUGUCUUUGCCGUCGCUUGCGAUUCCCGGCCAGGUGAUUGCCGCCUCGAGCGAUCUGGCUCCCGGUCCGGGCACGUUCCAAUGCGAGCAGCGCAUCGCGGCGUCGAUUCUGGGGGUGCCCUCCAGCCAGAAGAGCAGCAUUGCGCCGAAGGGCCCCAAGAUACUCAGCAUCGCCCCCUCUGCGCGGACGCCGCGCCUGCCGCAGAUCAACGCCGUCGUGUACGCGCGGGUGACCCGCAUCGAGCGCCAGCAAGCCCGCUGCACCAUCCUGGUCGUGUCGGACACGGUGGCACCGCAGCCGCUGCGGGCGCUGCUUCGAAGCCAGGACGUGCGCGCCACGGAAAAGGACAAGGUCAAGCUCGCCGAGUGCUUUCACGUCGGCGACGUCAUUCGCGCAACGGUUAUCGGCCUGGGUGACCAGUCCGGCUACUACCUGAGCACGGCGGGCAACGACUUUGGCGUCGUCAUGGCCUGGAGCGACGCCGGCAAUGCGUGCGUGCCCAUCAGCUGGUGCGAGGUCCGGGACACGGAAACAGGCCUGAAGGAGGCGAGGAAGGUUGCCAAACCGGUGUGAAGGUAGCACCGCGGCGGAUGCGUCGAAGUGGCAGAACACAGAGCUCGUCCUCGCUACGGACGUUUGCCCUUUAGGUUUGAGCACGUCACGUUCGGAUGGGCACCUCGCACACGCAACGACCUGAGGGAGCAACCCUACCCCUUGACAGAUUGUCGCACACGCCGUGGCACUUUUCGAAAGGCGAAUCUCACCAUGCUGUGAACGCCAAUCAGCACUCGCGCCGGUAGCCCUUUGCCUAUAUUUUGAGGGAACACAGCGGAACAGCUAUAGAUAUAAAUACUGUGUGGCCGAAGCGUUGGGGAACACAGAAUCGAUGUUAAUGUGGUCAUGAAUCUCAUUCAUAUCUAAGAAAAAUGCACGCACUGUCAUACACUAAAUCUUUGAGAUGAGGCGAUUGGGUGUACGCGCUCCAGAAGCAAAUUAAGGAGUGCCGCAGCUGCCUCUUAAUACCCAAACAACAAACAGUAGAUUAAACAGAUAUUCCAUUUUUGUCCAUUGCUUGCUUCGAUAUGCAAUUUGUUUUUUCUUUCCAAGAAGAGAUGCACAUGUAUGAGAUGAAUGAAUUUGUUCUUAACUUUUGCGCGGUCAUAAGUCGUUAUGAGCUAACUUUUUGGGGGUAUCGCAUGGUUCGAAUGCGCAGAUGUGACAUGUAAUCAGUGAAUUGCAGUCAUGGGACAUAUAUGAUGAUAAUGUGUCCUGUAUCAAACAGUUUUGCUGGGAUCUUCGCGCAUGUUAAGAUCGGAUUGGGUUUGGUUUGUGGCCGUCUUCUGUUGGUCUUUCUUGAUUUCUUGCUGCUUCACUCCGUUGAGAGCGUCGAUUAGUGCCCCUUGAGCAUUCCAGUCAGGCACAUGAUAGUGUUGAAU